UAGAUGAAGCACAAUUGAGUGGAAAAAAUGAUUCCAUUAUUAUUAUUAUUUAGUCUGUUUACUAAUUCCAAUCUAACUUGAUUGUUUUUCUUAGUGCCUAACACUGGCAUCCAACAUCAAUCUCUCAUCUCAUCUUGAUUCAUCAUCAUAUUCACUGUUUUCAUACAUCAUAUUGUCACUUUUAAUAUGAUUAAUGUCAUUAAUAAUGUUUCUAAAUAUUUCAAUUUUAAUCUUUUCAUCUCAACUAACCUUUAUAUUUUCCUAACAGUGUUAGUAAUUUGUUUUCAAUUACCUUUAACCUCAUGUGAAUCCAAUUCAUUACACAAAUCACUAUUUUCAUCUUCAUUGCCAAGUCAUAGUAAAAAGUUUAAAGUAUCAUCCAAAUCACCUGUUAAUUCAAUUGCGUCUGAAUCUGUUUUACGCUUUUACUCGCCUGAUGUGUCCACCAAUUCAAUACCAUUGGGACCUUUUAUUACUGGUAUUCAUGUUGAAAAUGAUCGAGCUUCAGUCGACUCUCUUGGAGUCAACAUCAUCUAUGCAGACACCAAAACUUCAAUCAGACUUUUUGGAACCAAUUUUACUAAUGAUACAUUAAUUGCAUUGACCCGAGUAGCUUCACCCGCCAACACCAAUUGUAAUGAUUUAUCCCGUUUUGAAACCAUGCAAGCAACUUAUUUGACCUCUACAAUGGCCUUGAUUACUAUAAAAGAACCCAAAUCUACCGAUACUCUGUAUUUAUGUGCUAAAAAUGUUGGCCCUGGUCAGGCAAAGUUGAAGCCUAAAAGUUUACAAAAAAAGUCACAAGGUAGUGUUGAUGGCGAGAACACAGUUACACAAUCUGAUUCAAAGUUCAAAAUCAAAGGAAAAGCUCUUUCUUUGUUUACCAAAGGACAGGGAAAUGAAGAGUAUCAAGAUGAAACUGAACAACCGAUACAGAGUAAUUACACUGUCGUUUUCCGUGAUGAUCCUUCAUCUCAACGGUCAACAGUCAUUAAACCUGGAGACUGGAUUCACCAAGGAACCGAGCCUUACCUGACUAUUCAAAUAACUGGACGUCUGCUUCCCCUUGGUUUACAAAUUACACUCAUAUGUGUACUACUCUGUUUAACUGGAUUAUUUGCUGGUUUAAAUUUGGGUUUAAUGUCUUUGGAUAAAAAUGAGCUCAAAGUGAUUGCUUUAAAGGGUGAUGAUGAUGAAAAACGUUAUGCCAAAACCAUUGAGCCACUUCGUCGUCGAGGCAACUUUCUUCUGUGUACCAUUUUAUUGUCAAAUGUGGCCAUCAAUUCAACUCUAACUGUUCUUCUUGAUCAACUUACCAGUGGUAUACUGGCAAUUGCCAUAUCAACUAUACUUAUUGUUAUUAUUGGUGACAUUGUACCUCAAGCUAUAUGCUCACGCCAUGGUCUUGCCGUUGGAGCUAAAACAAUUUGGAUAACAUAUCUAUUCAUGGCUUUAACAGCUCCACUUUCUUGGCCCAUUUCAAAGAUUUUAGACUAUGCAUUGGGUGAUGAAAUUGGCCAAGUUUAUGAUCGGGAACGUCUUAUGGAAUUCAUUAGGAUAACUCGAGAUUAUUCACAAUUGGAACCAGCUGAGGUUAACAUUAUAUCUGGAGCUUUGGAACUGAAAAAGAAGACUGUUGGCCUUAUAAUGACCUGCCUUGAAGACGUUUUCAUGCUUCCCUUGGCCACUCGUCUUGACUUUGAUACAGUCUCUCGUAUUGAAAAAUCUGGUUACUCAAGAAUACCCAUUUACAAGGAUGAUAGGAAAAACAUUGUUGGUCUUUUGUACGUUAAAGAUUUGGCCUUUGUUGAUCCUGAUGAUAACAUGCCAUUAACUACUCUAAUUGAAUAUUAUCGUCAUCCUCUGAUUUAUACCUGGGAAGAUACAACACUGGACAUUGCACUGGCUGCUUUCAAAGAGGGAAAAUCACAUUUAUCAUUUGUUCGUCGACUCUUUGAUGAUGAUGAUCAUACAGAUCCAUAUUAUGAGGUUGUUGGUGUAGUAACAUUGGAAGAUGUUAUUGAGGAAAUUUUACAAACUGAAAUUGUGGAUGAAACUGAUGUGUAUACCGAUAAUCGUUUAAAACAGCGCCGUUUCCGUCCAUCUGAACGAGACAAUUCAGUCUUUUCAUCUUUGAGACACUGUCAAGAUAAUACUGCCAUUUCACCACAGAUGAUCCUAGCAACUUAUCAAUUUUUAUCCUCAUCGUGCUCUCCUUUCGCUAAUCAGUUUAUCACUGAAACAAUUUUACGUCGUCUUCUAAGUCAAAGAAUCUAUUUCCAUCACGUUUACGACCCUGAGAGAGAUGAUCCAGAGCCUCGCAUCCAAAUCUACACCCGAGACAAGCCUGCGGAUUAUUUUGUUAUGAUAUUGGAAGGACGUGUUCAAGUGACGGCUGGUAAAGAGCAAUUGACUUUCUAUGGUGGACCAUUUACUUCAUUUGGAUCGGAUGCAUUGAAAAUUUUACCAAGUUCAACAACAUCAACAAAUGAACAAUUGGAAUCAGCAUUUGUUUACAAACCUGAUUUUACCGUUGAAAUUAUUCAAACUACCACUUAUCUAAAAAUAACUCGUAAAUUGUAUCUUUCUGCAAUCAAGGCUUCACAAAUGGACAGAGGUUCUUCAAAUGUCUCAUCAAAAUCAUUUUCAUUUCCUCCGUUGUCCAGUUCAGCAUCGCUUUCAUUUAUAAUUGAUUCAACUGAACUUUCAAAAGGUUCCAAUAACAAUCCUAAUACAAUUAUCACUACUGAUGCUCAACAGCCACAAAAUGAACUACGAAAUGAACAGGAAACUUCAAGUAAUGAUCUCAAAUUUAAUUCAAGUACAGAAGUCCACAGUUUUAUCAAUCCUUCAUUUGAGAUGGAAAGCUGAUUAUAAUUAUAAAAAUAAUGAUCAGAUAAUUAAUUGUCAUUUUAUAAUAAAACAAAUUAAAAAUAAAAA
Molecule: messenger RNA, 2940 nt
Organism: Tetranychus urticae (two-spotted spider mite)
Lineage: Eukaryota; Metazoa; Arthropoda; Arachnida; Trombidiformes; Tetranychidae
Product: unextended protein
Biological process (GO): transport; magnesium ion homeostasis
Cellular component (GO): plasma membrane
Molecular function (GO): transmembrane transporter activity
Source: RefSeq, a predicted model, not a curated record